AUGAAAGAAAGCAAAGUCUUCGACGUUAUUGUCGUUGGAGGCGGCCCCGUCGGACUUGCGACUGCCUACGAAGUCGCAAAGACCGGCUCCAAGGUUAUUGUACUCGAGCAAAACAACUUCUUCAACCAUGCGGGGAGCUCUGGUGAUCUGGCUAGGAUGUUUCGGACGAUGUAUACGGAAAGCUUCAUGGCUGAUCUCGCCAAGGAAUCCAUGGGUCUAUGGGAUGAUCUCGAGAGAGAAUCGAGCACGUCCCUUCGCUGGAUGAGCGGCCUUCUCAAUUUUGGCGAUAAGGAUUUAGGUGAAAAUAGUCCUGAAGGAACAUUACUGGAUCCAAUUAAACACCUCACAAGACUUCAAAUGGCAUAUAAGAAAUUAACCGUAGAAGAAAUUCAGAAACGCUACCCCUUCAAGGACUUGCCGUCGGACUGGGUUGGUGUAUACGCACCCGAUAACGGCGUCAUUAACGUGCAGCUUCUUUUACGGACUCUACUCAGCUUAGCAAAAGACUAUGGUGCCGAGACCAAACAAAAUACGCAAGUCAAAGAAAUCCGUCUUUCCGAGAGUGACAGCAAUAUCUGGGAAGUUCACACCAUCCGCCAUGAAAAGGAUCUUGUCGUCUUCAAAGCGAAGAAGAUUGUUAUAGCAUCUGGCGCUUAUGUCAAUCAUGUGCUGAAGCCUAGCUACGGCAUCUCCCUUGAUCUUUGUAUCUGGGAGAUGGUUGCUAAUUACUUUAACUGCAAUGCCGGGCCGAACGGGACAAUAUUUCCUAGCAUGUGGUUCCAAUUUGCCCCUCCGGAUGAGAAUAAAAGGUCGCAGCUGUUCUACGGAUUUCCGACUUUACCUUGGGGACCCCCCAAUGUUGUCCGUAUUGCUGUCGACGCUGCCAGUAAUCGAAUCAAAGACCCUAAGGAUCGAAAGACUAGCGUCGUUAAUCCAGAUGAUAUUCAUGACACACAAGAAUUCAUCAAGAAGCACAUCGUCGGUGUCGAUUCCACCGUCCCCGCGUUCACUUUAUCGUGUCUACAGACUAAUGUUUUUGACAAUAUGUUCGUUCUGGAUUACAUUCCGGAAGAAUACCUUCGUGGUGGUCCGAAGGACAGUGUGGUGGUCUUCACAGCCGGCUGGGCUAUGAAGUUUGUGCCGUUGCUUGGUAAGGCUCUGGCGGAUAUGGCUCUUCACGGGAAGUCCGAGUAUGCCCGUGGAGAAUUCUCUAUUACUCGUAAAGGUGUCAAAGGUGAGACUAUUAUUGUCGAUCAUAGCAAACCGCAAAAUAUGGCGGAGUCGUUUCCCUGUUUAAAUUUAGAAGAAGGUGAAGUACAGAGUUUUAGUGCAAGGCCUCAGCAAGCCUCGGGGUCAUCUAUGAGAUCUCGAAGGUCUCACACGACGUCGACUGAGCAAUAG
Orbilia oligospora ATCC 24927 is the source of this 1401-nucleotide messenger RNA. RefSeq lists its product as uncharacterized. Bases 1 to 1401 code for a protein of 466 amino acids. The transcript is spliced from 6 exons. The record is from RefSeq and is a predicted model, not a curated record. NCBI's taxonomy places the organism in Eukaryota, Fungi, Ascomycota, Orbiliomycetes, Orbiliales, Orbiliaceae. Gene Ontology annotation, molecular function: flavin adenine dinucleotide binding; sarcosine oxidase activity.